AUGGGUGAAUCAAUGUUUGUAGGCUACCUCGGCAUCACCGCCGAAAACUUUCUCAAUCUAUUCCUAUUGGACGUCGCUACCAUACACAGUCCUACUCGGCCCCAACAGCCCAUCCUCGCACAGCUCCAUCCUCCUCAUGAAGCGGCUAGCGUGGUCCUCGGCCUGCCGCUCCUAGUUCAAAAUGGGCAAGACCCGCGGCCCGUCACCGCCAUCUACCCGGGUUCGCGUCUCCACCUCUUCGAGAUGCUCAAGACCGUCCGCUGGGAGGACUACGAGAUCGACUACCGCUCCGGCAACCGCUUCCAGUUCAUGGGCAACGGCUACACCAACUGCGAGGCUGGCCCAGAGGGCGAUCCGGUCUGGUACUUUGACGACCCGUUUGUGCGGCUGUAG
Molecule: messenger RNA, 393 nt
Organism: Sporothrix brasiliensis 5110
Lineage: Eukaryota; Fungi; Ascomycota; Sordariomycetes; Ophiostomatales; Ophiostomataceae
Exons: 3
Coding region: 1-393 (130 amino acids)
Source: RefSeq, a predicted model, not a curated record